Cucurbitaria berberidis CBS 394.84 is the source of this 1843-nucleotide messenger RNA. Its product is annotated as Zinc/iron permease. Gene Ontology annotation, molecular function: zinc ion transmembrane transporter activity. Gene Ontology annotation, cellular component: plasma membrane. Lineage: Eukaryota; Fungi; Ascomycota; Dothideomycetes; Pleosporales; Cucurbitariaceae. The transcript has 3 exons. The record is from RefSeq and is a predicted model, not a curated record. Gene Ontology annotation, biological process: zinc ion transmembrane transport. Bases 282 to 1547 code for a protein of 421 amino acids.
CCAUCUCAAGACAGGCUGAUCAGGCAUGAUGCAGUUAGCGUCUCUCAACAUCUUAAAGCAAGAUACAUAGCCUGCUGAUGACAACCUUGGUACCCACCAUCUUCAACCUUGGACUUGAAUUUGUUGCUCUCUGGGAGAGUUUUGGACAUUUCCUUUUCUUUUCGAUUCUUUAUUAAUCCUCCAUCGUCGCCGGCGACGAGGCUGCUGGCAAGUCUGGGACAGAGCUUCUACCGCACUCUUUUCCCUGGGUGGAUAUUUUACCUAUAUUUUUAUUCCUGAAGAUGGACGAAAUGGCGAAGCCCGUUUGUGGGAGCAAGGCGGAUGGUGCUGUGUAUGACUUCUCACUACAUGUUGGUGCAGUUUUCAUUGUGUUCUUCGCGUCCAUUGGAGGCUGUGGAUUUCCAGUCGUCGCAAAGAAAGUCAAGUGGAUGAAGAUACCCCCGAAAAUAUUCUUCUUCUGCAAGCAUUUCGGUACCGGGGUUCUAAUAGCGACUGCCUUUGUCCAUCUCCUGCCUACCGCUUUCACCUCGCUCAACGACCCAUGCCUCCCAGAUCUGUUCACCGACAAAUACCCAGCCAUGCCUGGUGUUAUUAUGAUGGGUUCGCUCUUCAUUCUCUUCGUCAUCGAAAUGUGGCUCAAUGCAAAGACUGGAGGACAUAGUCACGGGAGCGCAACUGGCCAAGAAUUUGCGGGAGGACAAGCACCACCGGGUAUCCAGGCCGCCUUCAACAAUCCUAUCCGACGCACAGACAGCUACGACUCGCAGAAGACUAUGCUAGCUAUGCGAGACGAAAAGCGAGGAUGGGUUGAAGACACUUACCCAGUCGACAAAUUCCCACUCCCAAACACCAGCAACGACGAGCUAGAGGCUAGAUCUGAGAUGCCGCCUUGGUUUAUAGUCUUCUAUGAGCAAUAUGUCCGCCAACGUGACGAGAUGCUCGGCAUGGUCAACCGCGCCAUGCCCGCCUUGCCAAGCUACCCGCAACAAACUACCCAAGAUAUCACACCGAACUCGUACUUUGAGGACGAUGUUGAGCAGGCAGUAGACCCUAUGGUCUUGAAGAAGCAAUCCAUGCAGAUCACGCUCAUCGAGGGUGGUAUUCUCUUCCACUCCGUCUUCGUCGGUAUGACCAUCUCCAUCACUUCGAGCGGUUUCAUUGUCCUCCUCAUCGCCAUCGUUUUCCACCAGAUGUUCGAAGGCCUCGGUCUCGGAUCUCGUAUUGCCGCUGUGCCAUACCCGUCAAAUAGCUGGAAGCCCUGGGUCCUCGUCGUUGCUUUCGGAACCACUGCCCCCAUCGGUCAGGCUAUUGGGUUGCUAACGCGCGGAUCGUAUGACCCGAACAGUGCUUUUGGCUUGAUCAUUGUGGGUGUCUUCAACGCUAUCUCGUCUGGUCUCCUGAUCUACGCUGCGCUCGUGGACUUGCUUGCCGAGGACUUCCUUUCCGAAGAGGCUCAACAUACUUUGACUGGCAGGGAUAAGACCACAGCAUUCAUCUAUGUCCUUCUUGGAGCUGCUGGGAUGUCCGUCGUCGGUGCAUUCGCAUAAACCUUUUCCUACCGGGAACCUUUCCUCCGACCGUUGUCAUAGUUCAUGCAUCGAUGCACAUUGGUCACAAUCCACUCGCCUGCCACCGGAUCCCCUUUUCUGCAAGCCCUAUAAUGCCUCACCUUGCGGUGUAAAGCCUCCUAAGAUAUCCUUUCCUUCUUCUAUCUCGUCAGGACGUCCUCUUGUAUUGGGCAUUAGGUCUAGUCAUGAUCUUUGUACGAUUAUGAGAAUAAUGUGUGGAGUUAUAAGCGGCGCAUAUUUACUUGAAUACACAUAAAGAGCAUAUAAAUCGGGGC